Psilocybe cubensis is the source of this 1857-nucleotide messenger RNA. RefSeq lists its product as uncharacterized. Gene Ontology annotation, molecular function: ATP binding; protein kinase activity. The coding region runs from base 1 to 1857 and encodes 618 amino acids. Lineage: Eukaryota; Fungi; Basidiomycota; Agaricomycetes; Agaricales; Agrocybaceae. The transcript is spliced from 7 exons. The record is from RefSeq and is a predicted model, not a curated record. Gene Ontology annotation, biological process: protein phosphorylation.
AUGUCCUUUGCUGACGGACUGCCCUUAAAGAGCACUGCUCAGGCAGCGAGUGUUCAGGACGCCAUGAAGACUGCGGCACAAAAAUUCAUAGGUGCAGUGGAAGACGAGUGGCAAUUGUACAGUGAUUGCGCCAAAGACUAUACCAUUGGUGCCCCAAUUGGGUUUGGUGCCUCUUCCAUUGUCUACGCUGCAACCUAUCAUCCUUCUCCCAAACCAUCACCCAACGUUCCAAAAAACAAAGCAGCAAAGGGGAUUCCAUGCGCUCUGAAGGUAUUAGACUUGGAUUCUUUGCCGCCAAGAUCAUUGCAACUUUUGCAAAGAGAGACCACUCUUAUGUCCCUUUCAAAACAUCCCAAUGUUUUGAGAGUCCGUGGUUCAUGGAUGGAUGGCCAUAAACUUUACAUUGCCUUGCGUCUCAUGAACAAAGGGAGUGCAGCCGACGUAAUGCGUUAUGGUUGGCCUGGAGGCAUGGAAGAAGACGUCGUGCGAUGUAUCCUGGCACAAGCAUUGAAGGGAUUAAAUUAUCUUCACAUAAACGGGUUUAUUCAUAGGGACGUAAAGGCGGCGAACCUUCUGAUUGACGAUGAUGGCACUGUUCUUUUGGGGGACUUGGGUGUGGCGGCAGACCUCUCCGAGGAUACUUCACGAAGUAGCAAUCCUGCAUCAAGACCCUAUUCGGUGACCGCAACGGCAGCACUUCCACAAGCGAGAUCAGUAUCCGCCACUUCCAAUGGAAAACGCGGUGUCCUGUUUGACGGGACGCCACCUGUGCUCCAAAGGCCCACCAUCGGCAAACGAAAGUCAUUUGUUGGAACGCCGUGUUGGAUGGCACCCGAACUUAUUCAAGGAAAACAAUAUGAUUCUGCUGCUGACAUUUGGAGUUUUGGUAUCACGGCGCUGGAACUUACACAAGGACGCCCACCUCGGUCAAGGGAAUCACCACAACGAGUCUUGCUAAAGACUAUUCAAGAAGAUUCCCCAACUCUGGACCGUGAAGGAGGUGUGUACAAAUAUUCUCGCGCCUUCAAGGAGGUUGUGGACAGUUGCCUUGUUAAAGAUCCUUCCAAACGGCAACACGCUCCUGAUGUCAAUAACUGGACGCUGACUGGCUUUACAGAAGACUUGCCUCCCCUGGCACAGCGGCAGGAACGUCGUGCCGCGCCACCUGUACUUUCUGCUAGUUCGAUCGCUUCCUGGGAUUUUGCAACGACACUCAAUUCUCCGACGACCAGUGUCUACAGGAGGCAUGCAUUGGAAGACCUUGCUGUAAGCGAAGAUGGUGUAAUAAAUGACGAUCGUAUAUCGUCCAGACAUCAAAGCAGGCUCGUCUCAUGGGGCACGAAUAACGAAGUUCCAGUCACAGUCAAUCAAAAUGAACCCAUCGCAGAAUCAGCAUUUGUCCCUUCUUCUUCUCCGAGUACCUCCACGUCCAGUGUGCAAAGUUCGGAUUUGGAACCGAGUCCCUCUUCAACACCCCCGAGUUCUUCUGCGCCUUCGUCUUAUACAAGUCCGUCCGAGAUUGAACACAGAUUACAAGCAGCCUCUGCCGCAGAGAACAACAACAGUCCGCUUACCUCCAUAAACGAAUAUAACCGCGAACCUACGCUUGUUGGCCUAAAUUCUGUGCUACCCAAAUCUACAUCAACUCCUCAAGACAAGGUUUCCAAUAACAAAUAUUCCGGAUCGCCAGGACCGAAUCUCUGGAACAGAUGGAAGAAUAACACUAAAGGUUCUCCGUCGCGCACCGAUCUAUCCGAUGGUGACCUUACUCCCCGCAAAGAGAAAGAAAAGGAAAAUACGACCUUUUUGGGGGCUUUCAAAGACCUUCUGGUUCUACAGGACACUGCAAAAACCUGA